Molecule: messenger RNA, 309 nt
Organism: Necator americanus (New World hookworm)
Lineage: Eukaryota; Metazoa; Nematoda; Chromadorea; Rhabditida; Ancylostomatidae
Exons: 1
Coding region: 1-309 (102 amino acids)
Source: RefSeq, a predicted model, not a curated record
AUGGAGCAGCAAGAGCCGCAGGGAAGAAGAAAGAACCAAGAACUAACGUCCAAGUUCGCAAGGCCUUGCAGAGAGGCGAUGAAGGAAGAGCUUAAAGAGAGAAGAGCAGAAGUGCUGGCUGAAGCUACAGUGGCGGGAAAAAGCAUCCGCUAUGCCCGUCGAGACUUCGCCAGUCGCAAGACGAGGAUGACUGCUCUCCGGAACCCGAAGGGAACAACCAUCGAGAAGAAGGUUGGAGAAAAUCAUCUGCGACUUCUACUCUGGUCUCUUCGACAGCCAUGUCCGCUUGCCUCCUCACCAUCUGAGUGA